CUUCAUCAUCUGCUCUUUAUUGAAGCAGCUCCGGGAUUUACAGUCUUCUUCUGACAAUCAGCAAGUUUCACACAUACAGCUGAAACAUGAAAAGAAAGUGAACCACCUCUUUAUAUGUUUUUUGUCUUAAAAAAGAAAGACCGAGCGGCCUGCAGGACCAGCGUAGGGGAGUUCUCCCAACCUGAAGAACCAGCGUUUCCUCUGAAGGAGAAACCUCUCUGUGAGCUGUUGCAGUGAAGGGCUGACCAUGCAGGGGUGCGAGGUCGGCGCGCGGCUGCGCUACUGGCUGACUCUGGUCUCAGGGAUGCUGGAGUGUCUGUGCUUCGCUGGCGUGGUGUUUGGCUACGCCUCGCUGGUGUUUGUGCUGAAGAAAGAUGGGUAUUUUAGUGACCUGUGUGCCAGUGACCCGGAGAGCAACAGCACUCUGCCCGAGACAGGCUGCCGCGGUCAGGAUGAGCAGUUCUCUUUGGUCUUCACCGUUGCCUCGUUCCUGAACAACUUCCUCAGUCUGGUCAAUGGCUACCUGUUUGAUCGAUUUGGCACCAUGGCAACCAGACUGCUGGGCAUAUGUUUGUACACGGCUGGAACUCUUCUCGUGGCCUUCUCCAGUGCAGCAUUUCCACAGAUGCUUUUUCCUGCCUUGUCCUGCAUCGCUGUGGGAGGAAUCCUGCUCCUAAUGACCAACAUGCAGGUGGGCAACCUGUUCCCUGCCCAUCGCUCCACCAUCAUCACCCUCUACAACGGGGCCUUCGACUCCUCGGCUGCUGUGUUCCUCAUCAUGAAGGUUCUGUACGAGCAGGGCGUCUCUCUCCGCGCCUCCUUCCUGUUCUUGUCCGUCUGCAGCGUCGUCCACGUGGCCAGGACGCUGCUGCUCCUGCCGAGGGCCCACAUCCCCUACCCGCUGCCGCAGGGCUACACCUACGGGGCCAGCUGUGGGAAGGGCAACACCUACAACGUGGAGCAGAUCGAGAGGAUGAGGGAGGCCUCACUAGCCGCGUCCCAGGAGCUCGGCGGGAAGGACGACGCAGCACGAGACGGAGCCACGGAGAACCGAGACGCAGAAAAAGUGAGGAGUUUCCGCAGCUGCGUCCUGUCCUGGUUCUUCCUGUGGCAUCUCCUGUGGUUGUCCGUCAUGCAGCUGAGACACUACCUGUUCAUCGGCACGCUCAACCCCAUGCUCAGCCGGCUGGCCGGCCACGACCCCGACCUCGUGAGUCAGUACACCAAUGCGUUUGCCGUGACGCAGCUGUGCGGCGUGCUGUGUGCUCCCUGGAACGGACUCAUCCUGGACAGGCACAAAGGGAAGCCGCGAGCCGCAGGGGAAACCGAGCAGGAGGCAGACCUGCGCUCCUCCUCUCUGUCUCUGUUCCUCACGUCGCUGCAGUGCCUCUUCUUCUCCGUGAGCGCCUCCGUUCCUCUCCUCCCCCUGCAGUACCUCACCUUCAUCCUACAAGUCCUUAACCGCUCCUUCCUCUACGGAGGAAACGCAGCCUUCAUCAGCAUCACUUUUCCAGCCUGUCACUUUGGGAAGCUGUACGGCCUGGUGAUGUCCCUGUCGGCGGUGGUGUCGCUGCUGCAGUACCCCUGCUUCGCCCUGGUCAAAGGAGCCCUGCAGGGAGACCCCUUCUACGUGGACGUGGCUCUGACCCUCCUCACCCUGCUGGUCUUCAUCCAUCCCCUCUACGUCUUCCUCCACUGCAGGAAACGAGCCCGCAGCAGAGAGUAGCUCCCACGCUGA
Cololabis saira (Pacific saury) is the source of this 1738-nucleotide messenger RNA. RefSeq names its product equilibrative nucleobase transporter 1-like. NCBI's taxonomy places the organism in Eukaryota, Metazoa, Chordata, Actinopteri, Beloniformes, Belonidae. Gene Ontology annotation, biological process: transmembrane transport. Gene Ontology annotation, molecular function: transmembrane transporter activity. The transcript has 12 exons. The record is from RefSeq and is a predicted model, not a curated record.